AUGAAAGAAUCUACAAGUGAAAAAUAUAUAAGAACCUUGGUUGCACAAUAUUUACAAAAGAAAGGAUUUAAAUCCACCUUAGCUUCAUUUUUGAACGAAGCUAACGUACCACUUGCCGUUACUAAGAAUGAAAACCAAGAACAAUUAGACGAUUUAGAAACUAUAAUAAAGGAACGAAUUCAGUUCAAUGAACAUAAUAUAUCUGAUAAGUUAAAAAGAUUGACAUUAAAUGAUUUUUCAACAAACAACAAUAACACGUCAGAGUACAGCUCUCAUUUCUCCUCAUGGGAUUAUAAGAAGAUAUUCGUAGAACAAAGCCAUGUAGAAUGCUCAGGUAUACCACUGUCAGUAGGAUUUGACGCCCCUAACGAUGAGGACAUAGUGGUUUCCACAUCUGCCAAAGAAGUAAAUAUAUACGGAAAUAAAUCAGGAGAUUUAUUAGGUAGCUUGAAACCAAUAUCUGGUAUAGCAAAAUUGUGUGGUUCUAUCGGAAACUACUAUUACACAGCAUCAAUGGAUGGAUCAUUGAACAUCUACGGUGACGAUUUGAAUUUACUUGUCAAUAGAUGUAGUAAAAUACAUGGGAGAAUGAUCACUAAUGUCAAGUUUUGGUACAAUGGAAAUGAAAAAUGCUGGUUCAUUAUUAGUACUGGUCUAGAUCAUAUCCUAAAGUUAACUAAAAUGAAAAUAUCGCCUGAUUGCGCUGUGACAUUCGAGGAAUUAGCUUCUACAGGAGUUCAAGCUUGUACAGGAUUAGAACUACAUCCCAAUGGAGACAAUAUGCCUAGCAUAUUAGUAUGUAAAGCAGAUUUUACAAAAGUUACUUGCUAUGAAAUAAUGAAUGAUCAUCAAUUCACCAUCUCGUAUAACAUUGCUUUGAAUAAUACUGAAUUUAGUUCACAUUCAUUCAGUGUCAGAGCUAUGACUAUUAUUGAACAUUCAAAUCCUAUACUCUCAUCGUAUGAUAAUGAUACUGAUUUUUUGAUUGUUCUCACUUCACAUAUACCUUACAUGAGAGUUAUAGUGGCUGAAUUGCCAAAAAGAGAAAAUAUUAAGGACGAACUUUCAGAAAAAGACCCCAUUAUUCCGACAUAUUGGGACAAGAUACGUAGAAAUAUUGCGACGGAGAUAUUCCAAGAUAAUUAUUCACAACCAGUUGUGACCGUACUCGAUCAGUGUAAAGGUAUAAUUAUUGGUGCAGAUAAAGGUAUUUACGGUCUUGACGUAAAUACUGGAGAUUCAUGGAAAUUAGAUAUGCCUAAUUUUGUAAAUGAUGAAAGGGUCAAGUGUUUGAGUAGUAAUCGUGGAGGAUCUGCAUUCGCAGCAGGAUUGGCUAACAAAUCGGUGCACCAAUGGUCCGUUCUAUAA
Molecule: messenger RNA, 1368 nt
Organism: Naumovozyma dairenensis CBS 421
Lineage: Eukaryota; Fungi; Ascomycota; Saccharomycetes; Saccharomycetales; Saccharomycetaceae
Exons: 1
Coding region: 1-1368 (455 amino acids)
Molecular function (GO): protein binding
Source: RefSeq, a predicted model, not a curated record